This is a messenger RNA of Vespula vulgaris, 16106 nucleotides long. RefSeq lists its product as uncharacterized. Bases 1014 to 14972 code for a protein of 4652 amino acids. The transcript is spliced from 18 exons. NCBI's taxonomy places the organism in Eukaryota, Metazoa, Arthropoda, Insecta, Hymenoptera, Vespidae. The record is from RefSeq and is a predicted model, not a curated record. Gene Ontology annotation, cellular component: nucleus. Gene Ontology annotation, biological process: regulation of gene expression.
GAGAUAAAAGUUUUUAGAUAAUAAAUAGUAUAUAAUAUUCGUCGCCAGAGGUCACGACCGUUUAAUUUAGGAAGUCGCGAGCAAUGGAAUUGAAGUUGUUCGAGGGAAGAUUAAAGAAGAAGGAACUGAUGCUAGGUGUCGUUGCAUUCGUGCACGAUCUACAAAUGGCGUAUCUGCAGAAGAAAACUCGGUAACUCGUGUUAAUGUUUGAAAAAGCUGUAGAUUUAACUAGUGUCCAUAGUCAUUCGACGUAUACGCCAUGAUAUAUAUCGAAUUCUAUUAAUGCCGUAUAAACAUUAUAGCGUCGAAAAUCGUGUGAUAGGCGAUUAAAUAUCAGUAAUAUCGUUAUUUCAGUUAUGUCUUACUUUUAAUUGAGAUAUCAACAAAAUAUAUCGAGCACGACAAAAUAUAAGUUUUCUUCUUGGCUGUCGACACAACGACGACGACGACGAUAACGACGACAACGACGACGACGACGACGAGGUCGACGUCAAAGACGAAGACGACGAAGACGACGACGACGACGACGACGAUCUGACGCAUAGGGACGCGCGCGCGCGCGCGUGUACGUGACGAUUAUACACAUACAUGUACUCAUUCGUACCAUCCAUUUUUGUAAAAAGGAACGACGUUAGAGUAGUAACGAAAGAAACUUAUGUCACACAACAUAGAUCGCGGUGGUAAUACGUAGGUUAAGGUGAUAGAGUAUCGUUUUUUUUUUUUCAGUUUCGUUGUAUAUAUCAAUGGUCAUAAUAAACUAUUCUUGUUCGUAGUAGCGUAUACGGAAACUAUUCGGCAUUGCAUACAUCGAGAAAUGGCAGAAAUAUGACGAGCAAAGCGAUAACGUGAAAAAACCGAUUACAUUUGGCGUGAUAUCUGCCGAACAUGAAUAUCGGUUAAAGCGAGAUAUAUAUUUAUUGUAUCGUUUGGAAAUUUGUUACCAUCGAAGAUCCCUCGUUGCCUACAUUUUCUUAAAGAAUUCAACGUGUACGGAAGCAGACAUCUCGAAUAUAAUGAAUGGUAAAUUAAAAAUAAAUGCAAGAAACAUGGAUGAGUAUGAUAAAAAAUUUGCAGAGAUGCAAAAGUACAUUCCAUUUUUAGAAGCUAUGAUCGAGAGGUUACAAAAUGUUAAGGACAAAUCAAGAGAAAUUCAGUUACAAAAGAUGCAAAGUCUGCAUGGAAUCUUAUCUAAUAGUAAACGGAAGUUAAAGAUCGAAACAUUACAAAGAUGUGAAGAUGUUUUACAAAAAUUGCACAAUAAAGUAGAAAAGGGAAAUGCUCCAGGAUUACAUGUGCCGAACAAAAAAAUUGGAAAAAUCGAUUCGCAGUCUAAAGCUUCACUGGACGAUACUGAAAAUCGUAACAAGAACAGAGAAUCGCCUGAUAUCGAAGUAAUAACGAUACAAACAAUGGAAGAAACUCCGGCCAGUCCGAGUCCCCCAGUUAGUCCUGAAACGGUACCUCAAAUGGCGCCUAUAAUUAUCCCUACCGAAAGAAGCAUUGACCCAAUAUUGGAAAUUUGCGAUAAGCAUAUCAAUUUGAACGAAAUGGAGAUAUCUCACAGUAUUAAGCCAAUCGUUAUACCGACUGAACGUAAUUGUGAUGUAGAUAGACAGUCACCGAAUUCAAAAACUGGCACGAUUAAUAACGAAGAUACCGAUGAACUCACAUGUUCCGAAUGGGAUAUGUUAGAAGAAUCCGAAAUACAGAAUACAAAAUUUACUAGAGGUUCUUGGAAUCCUGUGGCUUCUAAUAACGAUGUUUCCAAUGCAGCUAAACUAAUGAGCAAUAGUUUAUCACAGAAAACGACCGAUGCGCAAACGACAACAAAAUCUCGACACAUAGUCACCGUUCCAGUACCUUCCUUAGGAGGUUCCAGGAGGCUAUCGUCGGUUUUAGAAAAAAAUAUGUUACCUGGAUUAAAUCUAGAUACAGCCAAUACAAAUAUUAAAUCAGAAUCGCCUGUGAACGUUCCAGAAGUUUUACUUAAAUCACCCGACUCUGACAUUUUGUUCUCUAAAUCUAAAAGUAUUUCACCAAGGGCAAAGGAUGGAUUUUCUACAUCAAAAUCGAGUUCAAAACCGGCAAUGCUAGUUUCACCUCCGCCUGUUUCGACCGAACCACCGCUUUCUAUUGAAGAUUUAGCCGAGUUACUAAACGAAGAAGAAGAAACAGACGGCGAUAAGAAAGACGAGCAAUUACAAGAUAAUUCAGAUUUGAAAAAGAUAGGGUUGGAAAAGCCAAAAGAAGAUAUCCUAAUAAAGAAGGAUAACAAUAAAAAGGUAUCAGCCAAUACUGAUUCAGGUACGUCGAAACAACUUUCUCAAGACGAAAUUGAUCGGGAAAGCGAUAGACGUUGGGAAGAAGUAGACAAACAUAUAGUUAAAUUUACAACGAGAAAAUGUUUACCAAACGUAGUUCAGACAUCGUCGAAUGCAAAACCGGAAACAUUAAAGUCUAACGAAAUAAAGGGUCCACCACCACUGCUUCAACAUAAUUUUCCUUCAAAUAUUGAUAAGUCGCAUGAUCAUAGGCACCGAUCAUCUUCGCCGCCUUUUAAACUAGAAUCACAUUAUGUUGAGAACUAUGAAAGACAUCCGCGUCAAUUGCGUGAUAACAUCAAUGAUAAAAUUCUAAAUGUGCAUUCUCGUUUGAUUCACGAUGAGGAUGUGCACGUUUUGCAUGGUGGUCCUGUUAUGCAAGAGGACAGAAAUACUAUGCUUUAUCAAAGACGUGCACAAACUCCUAAUGUAGGAGAUGCUCCUAGAAUAGAUCAUUCAGUCCAACAAGAACAUUUUAAUAGACAAUCCGUGAAUCAGCCUUUAUGGCCGCCUCCUCAUCCUCCCUCAAAUCCAAAUGAUUUCUGUAAUCCUCAGUGGACUUCUCCUAAUAAUUAUAAUGGAAUAGGGAAUAACUCAAUGCAAGCUAUGCCUAUACCUAAUUCUAUGUAUCCGCACCCAAUGGGAAUACACCAAGAUAUGUGGAACUCUGGAGUUCCAAAUUCUGCUCCUAUAGAUCCGCACCCGAUUAACGAUUCGCCGAUCAGACCGAAUCAUUUUAACGCGAACAUUAUGCCGAUAAUUAGACCAUUGUUAAGUACUCCACUUUCACGACCUCAAGAAAUUGUUCACGAUGAUCCACCUUCUAUAAAUCCAUUGAUAAUACCGCCUUUAAUGUCUCCUACAAGUUUCCCUCCUCAGUAUAGAGGCUUUCAUGAUGUUCCUUUUGAUAGACCCAUUGAUUAUCCGAUUCCAAGGCAAUCGUGGGAUCAACCAAUAAAUAGGCCGAAUGAACCUCCUUAUCGAAAUGAUCCUGAAAUGAAUUGUACAGACGGAAUGAUGGGAAUGCCUGGUUCGUAUACAAGACCUAGCACACCUUGUCCCUGGAACAGAGACAGAGAUCGAUGUAAUCGGGGUAGAGGUAGAGAUGGAUAUUACAAUGAUAGAUGUAGAGGAGAAGUAAGAAACAAUUUUAAUCGCGAUGUUCGGCCUAGACCUGAACGACUCAGAGACGUUCAUAACGACUGGGACAAUUGUAAUCGAUUUAAUAGAGACAAUCGAGUUUCAGUUUCGGAUAGAGAUCCACGCCUGAUGCGAACAGAUCACUCUCUGAACACUACAUCGUCUCUAAACUCGAAUCAUAACCGAGAAAGUAGUAGUAGUAGUAGCACGAACAGAGAUCCACGUCUGACCAAGGAUAAGCAUUUGAAUGUAAAUAAAUUUAAAGAUAAUACAUAUCAAGAAAGAGAUCCUAGAAAACGUUCGAUACCGUCUUUGAUUACGGUACCCACGACACUACGAAAAAUCAAGCCAAAAUCAAAGUCGAAAAAAACUGAAGCGCAUAAACGUGAUUCAGAUAAUAGUAGCAAACAAAUGAGCGACAAGAUAUCCAAAGAUAAAAUGCAGUCACCACUCGAGAGUUUAUAUGGUGUCAUAGACACAAAGGGUAAAAGUACUCACUCUUAUGGAUUGCAAAAAUUCAAAAUACCAAAGAUCAAACGAUCAGAACAGUCGACGACUUCGAAUAAUCCUUCAAACGAAGAGAAGAAAUCUGAUAGCGAUAAAAAUAGCACUGAAAAAGACGAUACGUCUGCAGAAGUUACAAGCAGUAGCGACGUGUCAAACGUGAAAGAAAAUUGGGACGUAGAUGAUGUAAUUUCUGAGACAGUAGCUUUAAAGAACGAGGAUGUUUUACCGAUAGAAACAACGAAUAUAGAGAGGGAUGCUUCAUCCCCGACAACGUCAACCGUUGACGGAAGUGAAUCGAAAUUUGAAGAGCCUGAUUCAAUAACGAAUACAUCUGCCAGUACUUCCGAGAUUGUAGAGAAUGAUACGAGAUUGAAGAAAGAUGAUACAGAAAUAGAUGGACUUAAAUUAAAGGAUGAAGUUACUCAAGAAUGGAUCGAAGGUUUAAUUAGGAAAUCUUUAGAAUUUGGACAGGGAAAGAAAUUAUUUGAACAAGCUAAAUUAAUACAAAAAUUAGGCGAAGCGUUAGAAGCAAAAAAAUUGAAAAAAAUUAAAAAGAUUAUCGAAUCUGAAUCUGAAAGUAGUAAUUCGGAUAAAGAGGAAGAUCUUGAAGCAAAAAAGAUGCAAGUUAAGAAAAAGCGACGUGUUAUCGUUUCUUCUGAUAGUUCUGAUGAAGACUGCUUAGCAGAAAGAUUGGAUAUAUUGACUAAUUUGUCAAAAGAAAAAGAGAAGAAAAAAGAAGUUGAAAAAAAUAAGAAUAAAGGAGUUGAGAAAGAUGAGAAUAAAGAAGUUGAAAAAGAUAAUAAUACUAAUAGUGUUGACAAUUGCAUUUCUAUUGAAAAGGAUCAGAAAGAUGUAUGUACUGACUCUAAGGAACUGAUAAACAUCAUUGACAAACCUGAUAAUGAUAAGUUAGAAAAUUCCUGCAUUGUUUUGGAAAACUCUGAAACAACUGAAGUUUCGGAAUUUAACGAUAAUACGAACAAGAUCUCAGAAAACAGCAAUGAUAACAACGAAAUUGAAGACAAAAAGUUUGAUCUAGAACAGACACAAAAAUGCACUGAAGCAUUAAAUGCGAUUGAACAAUAUACGCCAAUUGAGGAUACUUCAAUAAGCAAUGAAAAAACUGAAGACAAAGAAAGUGGUUUAAAAAUGCCUAAACCAAAAACAAAAAGGAGAAAUUCUUUAGAAAUGUUACAGGAAGAUAUUCGAGAAAUGUUUAUUAGCGAAGGUGUAGUAACUGCUACAGGGCAUCGUAUGUGCCGAGUUUUGAAAGAAAAUCAAACAAAUACUCCUACAAUUACAUCUGCGAGUAAUUCGAGUUCAGUAUCGAAAAAAUCAGAAUCAUGCAAAUUAUCGGAUAAACAGAAUGUGACGAUUGAGGGUGAAGAACAAAUGUUGAAUAUCUCUAAAACGAAGAAAUUGUCUAGAAUUCGAAAUAACGAGAAGUCGGGAAAAACUAAAUGCAAGAAUAAAAAAGAAGUACAACGGGUCACACGACAACGUUUGAAAGAGCGAACUUUCAGUUCUGAUAGUGAGGAAGAUCAACCUUUAUCCUUGCGAACGAUUAAUCGAGAAUCGAGUAGUAACAAAAAUCUUGAUGUUUCUAAGGAAGAGGAUGAGAAAUCUCAAGAUAUCGAAAUUUUGCGUAGAAGUAAACGUGUACUUAGUAAAGAAAUUUCGAAAGAGGCACGAGUUCUCAUCGAAAAGACGGAUAUUUCAAAAAUAGAUUCUGCGAAAGCGAUGUUUGAUAGCUCUUCGGACGAAAGCUCUGGUGCAGAUGAGGCAGUAUAUUCACUUAAUACAGAAAAACAAUCAAGUCAUCAAGAUAGCUCAUCACAGGUAGUAUCAUCUAAAAAUAAACCAAAUAUUCAGAAUCUUUCUAAGAAAGGUUUAAAAAGAAAACGUCCAAUGCUUCUCAAUAUUGAUAAGAUUGAAGACGUUGUAUCUGUCACAGAUGAGGAAAGUAUUGUUUCAGACAUAUCUAUGUCGAGUAGUAUAGCUUCUGCGAAGAAAGUUAAUAAUAACAUUGAUAAAUCGAAUAACAGUGAAGAAUCAUUAAAUGAUACCGUGGUAGGAUUGGUACCAUCUAAAGAGAACAAAGACAUUUCUCAAAUAGAAAAGGGAAGUGAUGCUGAUGUUGAUGAAGAUGUCAAUGAUUCGGUACAUAUUGAGCAAGGUCAAAAGAAGAUUUCAGUUAAGAAAAAGAAAAAGAAAUUUAACUGGCAGAUGGGUAUUUUAUCAAAAAAGAAAAGGAAAAAGACUUCAACUUCAGUGCAGGUAGAAUCUGAUCGAAUUAUUCCUGAAAGUCAAGAUACUUCAGAGAAAAUAAGCAUUCAAAAAGAUGAUGAUGUAAAAGAAAAGCCAGAAAAUCCAAUAGAAAACAUUCCAGAAAAAGAAGAUAUAAAAGAUGAUAUAAAAGAAGAUAUAAAAGAAGAUAUAAAAGAACCUGUCUCACUCUCUGUAAACAAUGAAAACAAUGAUGUCAGUAAUAAUGUCGUAAAUAGCGAAGAAGAUGAUGAGCAAAAAGAUAGUGAAGAAAAGAAAGAAGAAAUAAAUUGCACAGAUACGUGUGAUGUACCUGCAGCGUCAUCAAUGAAAAAUACUGUACUCCAAACGGAAAACGAAGAGAUUUCACCUAUAAAUGAAAAUAAAAUAUCUACAAACGAAGAUGUAUCUUUAGUAUCAAAAGAUUCUGUAUCCGAUGAAUACGAACAACCUGUUAAUUUAAACGUACAACAAUUAAUUGAAUAUGCUUGGAUAGGUUUAGAAAAAUAUAAGUGCUUACUUUGUCCCUUUAAUGGUAAAAGUAUUGUUCAUCAUUAUAAAACGAAUCAUCCUGACGAAGAAGUUUUAAUAUCUAGAUUUCAACCCAAAGAAGCUCAAGCGGCAAUAGAAGACUCUAAGAAUAAUAAUUACGAAGAGACAUCUACAAUAUUUUCAGAGAAAAAGUCUUAUUUAUUUAAUUGCAGAAUUUGUUAUUUUUCUACUGAAGGAGCAAAAGAUGCUGUUAUAGAAGCAUUUUAUGAACAUUGUACAACACACACUGGUGAAUAUCGAUUUCGAUGUAAGAGUUGUCCUUAUCAAACUAUUACUAAAACAUCUAUGCGUGCUCAUUAUUAUAAAAUUUGUCGCAAAUAUAAUAAUUUAUUUACUGAAAUUAUAAUUGAAGAUUCAAUACCAAAAGAGAAUGGUGUAUACGGAUAUUUGUGCUCAGUAUGCAAUUAUGUACAAUUAAAACGAAUCAAUUUACAGACACACGUUACAAUUUGGCAUCACGAUGUAAUGGAUGUAGAUAUUAUAAAAAUAAAUAUGUCUACUGAUGCAACUGAUAUAACAAGUCCAGUUCCAAUAACUAGUGAAAUAACUAGUGAAAGGUUAGAAUUAAAGCUUGAAAACUGUGAAACUUCUCAAUCAGGAGAGCAACAAAUAAAUGAUGGACAAAAGAAUGAUGCACAUGUGGUUUCUAAUAACUCUGUAAAUAACAUUACAGAAACACAAGUUAUUUCUGAAAAGAAAGAUCAAGAGGUUUCUAAGAAUAAGGAAACAGAAUGUAUAACUGAUAAAGAUUCGUCAAAUGUUCCAUCCAACUCUAAAGAAGUAUUGAUAUUGCCUGAAAAGGAAUCAGCAGAACUAACAGUACCAAUUACUAUUUGUGACAAAUUAAGUGUAUUUGUAUGUCCACCUGAAUUAGAGCACAAAGAAGUAGAGAUUCAAUUAGAACGAAGAAAGAAAAUGCAAGAGAUUGUUGAAAACUUUGGGAUUAAAGUACAUAAAGAUGUUUCUGAAAAAAAAUCUAUUAUCGAUACUCUCAAAGAUAAAAUGAAAACAAAUGUGCAUAAAGAAGAUUGUCAGAAUAAAGAUCUUGUGUUAAUUAAUAAUGUAUCUGAACCAUGUGCUUCAAACAACUCUUUAUCUUCUAUAAGCACAACACCAUCUCCAAGUAAUACAAAGACAACAGAAUCAUGUAUAUCAGAUGGUAAAACAACAAGUAAGGAAGAUAUAUCAAAAUCUGAUGAAUUGAAGAAAACGAAAGAGCAAAAUAAUAUCAAUACAGCUCAAAAUAAUUUAAAUCUUAGUUCUGAAAAAGCAGAUGUUCAAGAACCUUUAGUAUCCGCAAAUAUUGAUGGUAAGGUCAUUGAAAGUGAAAUCGAAACAAGUGAUAAUGAAACUACUAGAGAGUCUGCAACUAUUUAUGAUUCAGAUUCUAGUAGUGAACAGACAGACACUGAAAUGACUACAGAUGUAAAUACAAUAUUAAAGGAAACUUCUAAUAUCACUGUAUCAUCAAAAGAUCCAAUGAUGACAACUAUACAAAGACUUGCUGCUCAACUUCAAAGUAUAAAAUCACGUGAUGGAUGUACAUCCGAAAAUUCUGCAAAAGUGCAAACUGAUACUGAUAAAACGUCCGCGUCUGCAUCUAUACCAAAACCUCCAAAUGUUGUACCUAUUGCAAGUAUUAAACAUUUCUUAGAGAAACAAGAUAAAAAAAUGUAUGAGUCCAUAAAACAAAUCACAAGUACUGACAAUGAACCAAAAGGUUUCCUCAGAUUUAGACGCUUGAGCGGUGAUAUGCUCUCUGUGCCGACUCAGCCUUCAGAAAAUCAAGAAGAUACUAUAUCUUUAACUGGUACUGGUAGCCAAUCUGAUACUCCAGUGGAUAUAUUACAAACAGAUACAGAAGAGGAAUGUUCAUUUUUAAAAAUUGAGAAUGUAGUUAGUCUUGCACCAUACACUGAAAGUGUCAGAAAUGAAAAUACGAUUAUAAAUGAUAUCAGAAAAGCUGUUGAAACUUCACCAAUUAAGCGUAAAGCAGUUUCAUUACUAAAAAAGGCUACUCAACCACUUAUUUUAAAAAGAAUUAAUUCUGUAACUAUAAGACAGCCAAUUCCAAAAAAAAGUACUGCUCAAGAAUCUGUACAAUUAAUACCAGUCCAAUCAUUGACACCUACAUCAUCACAUACUACCAAUUAUGUACCAAUUGUUCCAAAAUCAAAGAUAAUUCAAAUAGAACAUAAUAAAUUACCAUUUCAAGUUUCCGUUGGUAAAAAUACUAAUAUUGCACCAGUAACUGCACAUAAUAUUACAGGCUCAAAAUCUGCAUCUCUUACAAAUCUAAAUUAUAAAAUCCUGAAAGUAGUUAGAACAUCACCUCUUCUUAAAGCAAAGGAUUUAACAUCACAAUCAAUAAUAAGUAAAUUGAAAUCUUCUGAUGUUUAUGCUGCUAUGUUAAAACCUCCAAAGCUUAGUCAGUUAUAUAAGUGUAUGGGUCGAGAUUGUUCCUUUACAACAGAUUCUGCUACUUCAUUUUGUCAACAUUAUGCUCAGCAUGAUAUGUGCGUUAGUAAGAAGAAAGAUAAUUCUUCGUAUGAUUAUCAAAAAUGUGCCUAUUGUUUUAUGGUGCUGAGUGAUUGGACACAAAUGCAACAGCACAUGGAAGAGAAACAUGCACAUUGUCGUUAUCAAUGUAAUUGCUGUUUUUAUAGAGCAAUUGCACCAUCUUAUGUACAAAUUCAUCAGGCAGUAUCUCAUGCAGGAAACCAUGCUGGCAUUUUGCUGGGUAAAUUAAUAAGGGAGCUUCCAAUAAAAGAAGAUUAUAAUCGCCAUGAUUAUAUACAACCAUUCGUAUGUCAACAUGAGUGUGGAAAGGUUUUUUACAUACCAGAAACAUUCGUAUCUCAUUUGAAGACAAAGCAUUCAAUUACUCUAUCUAUUUACAAGUGUCAUCUAUGUUCCGCAUCAUGCUUAAAAGCAGAGCAACUCAUAGCACACUACAAAAUUCAUGGGAUUUUUAAAUAUCAAUGCUUAUACUGUUUAAAUGGUGCAGACUCAUUUAGUGAUAUGCUCACCCAUUUAAGCCUAUUUCAUUGUAACAGAUUACCACAAAUUCUUGAACGUUCUGUACCAGCACAGACAAUGAGAACUCAAGACGUAAUAAAUCAACUUUUAAUAAGAACCUUAGACAUAAAAACAUCAAGUGAAGUGAUAGAUGCAAAGAAUGAAUUAGAAAAUAAACAGGAAAAAGAUCUCGAAUGUUUAUCUUCCACUUCUUCUCAAUCAGUGGAAGAAAUUUCUAUAUUGGAUGAAAAAACAAAUGAUACAUCAGAUAAAAAGUUGGUUAAUAUAUUUUCAACAUGUAGUAGUAAUGAAAGCAAUUCUUCAUCUUUUAAAAUGUUUUCUAAAUCUUGUAGAAAUAAUUCCUUAGACGCAAUGCACAAUUCUAAUAGCUGUAAAGAUCUUGAGUGUGAAGAUAGUACAUCUGAAAUAUUGACUUUAUCACAAAGUUGUGUUCUUGAAAAUAAUCAACCAGAUGAAUCUUCUAUUUCCAAGAUCAUAGCAUCCGAAAAAAGUUGUACUCAAGAAGGAAAUUAUCAUACUUCAAAACACAUUCUUCAUGAACCUGAAUUGCAAUUAUUAUCUGGUGUGGAUGGAGAUAUAAGUGCAGUAGAUCCAUUGCGAUUAACAAGUACAUUAGAUUGCUCAGAUGAAUACGUCAAUAUUAAUGUUUUAGACAAUCCUAAUUUUGUGAAAAAUAUAUCUGACAACAGCAACUCACCUACUAGUAAGAAAUCCAUAAUUAAUGAAAGCAAGACAGAUGAUAGUGAUAUAGAAAUAUUAGAGCACAUUGAAAUUUCUAAAGAUAAUACCAAAAACAAUACUAAAAACAAAGAAGACAAAUUAAACCAAAAAAGCGAUAAAGAUAUCAAAGAAACGUCAAAUGCAGAUUCUGUUGAAAGUAACGCCGAAAAGCAACAAGUAGAUGCAGCUCAUACUAGUGUAGAAGCCUCUAAUCCUGCUUCAAAGACACGUGAUAAAUCAGAAAAACCUUUGACUUUGGAAGAUAUCAAGGAUACAGGUUUUACAGGAAAUCAAUUGUAUAAAUGUGGUUAUGAGAAUUGUGAUUACAAUGCUUUAAAUGCAGCUAUACUUCGAAUACAUAUUAAAAAGUGUACUCAUAGAACACAUGAUAAGAAUUUAAAUUGUACACAUUGUGGCAAACGUUUUGUGAAAAUUGGCUUUUUACUUGAGCAUUUAAAAUUACAUGGAUUAAAACGUUUUGGUUGCUCACUAUGUAAAGCACGGUGUACUGUUUCCUAUCAAGCUAUGGCUCAUAUGAGAACAAAACAUAAAAUUCAGUACAGUAAAGUAAUUCCCGCCGAUCCAGAAAAUCCUUCAGCUGAUGGUCUCUUUAUCGUGCAACCUAUACGUCCGAGCAAUGGAGAACGAAAAGGUAAAAAACGGAGAACAGCCAAGAUAUUAGAAAAGGAAGCCGAAAAAACAAGUGAUGUUGAAAAAUUAAGUUUUGGUCCUGAUGAAAUAGAAUUAUUGCCUCGUCAAGCGAUAUAUAAUCGCGAAGUACAAUGUGCUGUUUGCCCUUAUACUACCAAAGUUAGGACAAAUAUUAUUAGACAUCUGCAACUUCAUGCUAAAGAUGAAACUGUACCAGAGAUUGGCCCAGUCAAUCCAGUACCUUGCUUGGAUAAAAAAGAGAGAAUGUUUGACAAAAUGGUUAAUCUUGCAAGUAGUUCUCAUCAAAAUGGUCGAAUGGGAGGAAAACCUAAGGAUUCUGCAAAAGAUAAUGAUGAGAAUUUUAUACCUAAAUUUGUACCAGAACAUAAAAGAUAUGUAUGUAGUGUAGCAGAAUGUAAUUAUCUUACUGUCGACGAAGCUAUGUUACGAUAUCAUUUAAAAGCAUUGCAUUCGGAUGAACAAUAUUUCCGUUGCCCACAUUGUCCGCAGCCACCUCCGGGCCAAGAAGGACAAAAUAUAGCAAUAGAUAAAAUGGGAGUUCACUUAAAAAUGCAUGAUACCAGACUUUAUAAAUGUUCUCAUUGUAAUCAUCAUCACUUCCAUAGACAUAUCAUAGAAAGACAUCUUUCUGAUAAACAUCCGGAGAAGAGACCAUUUGUUAAAGUAAUUAGAGAAUUAGAAAGUACAGAAAAUAUUCAACAACCGACUCAAGAUGAAGUGGAAGAAGAGAUUCCAGAUCCAAAUGGUAACCAUUGGAAAUGUAACAUUUGUGAAUAUAAAUGUGUUUACAAAGCAGAGAUGAUCACUCAUGCGUCUGCAAGCCAUGACGAUAAGAACCAAUUCAAAUGUACUGCCUGCUCUUUCAAAACUAGUGUAAAAGUACUUCUUGAACAACAUAUUGCCAGUAAACAUUCAGGUGAUCCAAAUGCUGAUUAUAUCAUGGCUUACCAGAAGAUAAAAGGUGUAAGUAAAAAAUCUACUGGCGAUUCUACUGAACAAGGGGGACAAGAUGAGCCAUUUGAUACUACUCCUCUUUGGAGAAGAGAUAUGCCACGAGUGAGACAUAUCCGUGGUAUCCUUUUAGAAGAUGAAGAAAUAGGAACCGAAACGUCGUCUAUCAAAGCAGGAAAAAGAAAAAGUGAUACAGAUUUAGUUUCUGCAAGACCAGCCAAAAUUAAACAUGGCAAAUCAGUUUCUCUCGAUGAAAACAAACAUUGUAAAGAAAAAUCAAAACGUUCGCUAUCAUGCGAGAAAAUUUCAAUUGAGAUGAAUAAUUCUAAUGGAAUUGAAAAUAAUACACCAAAGGGAACUAUCGCGAAUAACAAUAAUACUUCACUUGAGACAACGCCAAAGGCCAAUUCAUCUAUUGAAAUCAAUGAUUUUAAUGAAUCAGAUGUAGAAAGAUUUGGACCUUAUGGGAAACCUAUGGGUAAUCUGUAUGUCUGUACAUUAUGUGAUCAAUAUAAAACGAAGUACAAGCACGAUAUGCGAGAUCACCUUUACAGAGAAUUAAAUUAUGCAAGAUGGCACUGCAAGGAUUGUGGAUUUUUGUCGGUAAAUCGUAAUGCUUUAUUAAAGCAUUUUGCCAAAUAUCAUAAUGGAGAACGAACGGAUCAUGCUCCUCUUUCUCCAGAUAAUGCUAUUGAAAAUUGGGUCAGUACUUUGCUCAAGACACAAACUGAUAUAAUGAAAGGAUUGUUAAAACAAGAUAAUAAGGAUAACACAAGUUUGCAGUCUAAUACAACAGACACAGUUUUGUCAGAAUCAACAAAGAAUAAGUCUCCUGUUAUUAAAACGGAUCGUAAUGUCAUAGAUAUCAAUAAAGAUGUUCAAAUUAUAAAAAAUGUGAUUUUGGAUAAGAAGAAGAUACGCCAUGACAUCAUUAACAAAAAUAAAAAUAUAGAUAUAAAUAAUGAUGAUGAUAAGGAUGAUGAUGAUGAUGAUAGUGAUAGUAACAAGAAUCUUGUUAUUGCUACCAACGAUGACGAUGAAUCUUGCCAAGAAAAAGAUGAAGAAAUUUUACAAGCAAAUAGAAGUACAGAUUUAUCGAAGAAAGAUGCAGACAAACCUCUGACCUGUAAGCAUUGCAAAAUGAAAUUUGCUAGAUGGCGUGGAUUAAAAUUACACGUGCAAAUAACGCAUUUAAAACGUCUUGGAUUCCUAUGUCCUUAUUGCGAUCGUAGCACUAAUUCCGAAAGCUUGAUGCGUCAACAUAUUCGUUCAAAACAUUCUGGUUGCGUUGAGAAAUUAAUUAGUAAUCCUCAUGCUGGAGGUCCAGAAUUAAGCGAUGAAUUCUGGGAGAAGGAAUAUGGUAUUGUUAGUCCAAAAAAACGUAUUAGAAAAAAAAGAGGAAGGGGAAAUGAUCUAUCUAUUAAAACCGAUCGUAAUCGUAUGUCACGUGAAAUGCAAACAGUUUGUAAACAAUGUGGUUUUACUGCUAUGAGUCAUACUGGACUGAGAGCACAUCUAAGAAUACAUGUAUCGAACAAUGCUAUUAAGUGCCAACAAUGCAAUUUUAGUAGUUCUAUAAAAGCAGAACUUCGAGAACAUUGGGAGCUUAAUCAUUCUCAUCUACCAUUUAAAUUGUCGGACAAUGUAUCUAUAAAGGAUAUUGAAUCUACCAGUGCUGAUAUGAGAAAAGAGAAAUCUAAAAAAGAUACAGAAGGCUGCAAUACAAAAGAUGGAUAUUGUACAAAUAACUAUGGUUCAAAGGAAAAGAAAUUCUCUUGCUACUAUUGCAAAAUGCAAAGUAGUUCUAUAGAGAUACUACGAAAACAUUGGAGUUCAAAUCAUCAAACUUCGACAAUAGAUGAAUUAGAAGGAACGACGAUAGAUCUUCCAUUUAAAUAUAAAGAAAUACACACACCACCAGUUUCGUCUGUAAAAAAUACAGAAGACACCGACGACGUUGAUAUGACUGUUCAAAAGGUGAAUAAUUGCAAAAUUAAAGGAUGGGUUUGUCAGUGGUGCGAUGAGCUAUGUUACUCUGAAAGCGCUAUGAAAACUCAUCAAAACAUGUUUCACUCUCAUCUACCAUUUCAUUUCAAAACGGAUAGUGGAGAAGAAUUACAUAAAAUAUACGUUUGUCCAAUAUGUUCUUUCACAACGAUUUUUAUCAAUGACAUGAGAAAACAUGCGUCCAAACACAUCAAUCUUUUUAAAUGUAAACAUUGUGAUAAAACCUUUAAUAAUCCAAGUCAAGUUGAAACGCAUAAUAAUAAAGAACAUCCACAAUUACAUGUAAAAAUAGAAAGUAUAACAAAUUAUAAAGAUAUGUUAGAGAACAUAAUGGAAAGAGUUUUAUGGAAUAGUAUGAGUGGAACAGAAGUAAAAGAAGAAAUGAAACAAGAGAAAAGAUUAUUAAAACCAAAAUUAAAAAAUCGAGCAGUUGCCAGAAAAUCUACUGCCAAAUCAACUAUACGUGCGCGUAGUAGUCCAUACAAAGUAAAAGCUGUUGCUCGAAAAUCCAUAAAUCCGUUACCAAGAUAUCCUCCUGGUACUAAUUUAUUAAUUAAUAAUUGUAAAAAUGAAGAUAAUUCUAACAAAACUACAUUUAAUCAAUUCUCGUUUUAUGGAAUUCCAUCAAGACCUAUUAAUUUAGGACAAUUAAGUACAUACAUGGUAGUUGGAGGUCAUAGAAUGAAAGUAAAUUGUACUACUCUUGCUCAGCUGAUAAAUAUUAAUCCACAUAUAAAACUUAAAGAUAUUAAGAAUGAUGUAAAGUAUGUUUCAAUUUUUUCAAAAACAAAACAGUGAAAUUUAUUAAACAAAUCAUUACAUUGACUGUUAAGUAACUCUAUAUACAGCGUAGCACAGCACGUAGCAAGAAUCUCAAGUAGUAAUUUGACUUAUAAUCUAUGUAUUAAAUAAGUAGAUGUGUCGGCUUUUAUUAUAUAUAAUAGUAUUGAUAUAACUUCAAUAAUAUUUAUGCAAAAAUUUGUAUUUCUUUUAAUUAGUAACUUCGUUUAAUAUUUAGAUAAAUACUUAAAAUAAAAGUAGUAGGUUACCCUAAAAGUUUUUUCGGUUUUAAACACUGCCAGGUUAAAGCAGUUGCGUACGAAUAGCGAAAAAAACUUUUGAAACAACCUAAUAUUAUAAUAUCUAAGUAGAUUUAUUUUUUUAUUAGGCAUUACAUUUAUUUGUAAUAUUCCGUUAAAAUAUUAUUAUUUAUUAAUAAAUUGUAUUAUUUUUAUUGUUUACUUAUAUUGUGCAUAACAAGACAAAUGUUUGUUGUUUGUUUAACAACAAGUUUCUUAUACAAUAUACAAGUAUCAAUGCUAAAUAAGUAUUCUAUAAGAACGGUAGUAAUAAAAAAUACAUUGUAUCACUAAAUGGAAAGUCUUAUCAAAUAAUUACAUAAGAUUUCUCAGUAUAAAUAUUUUGAUAUGAAAUAAUGAUUUUUCAGUACUAUAAUUAUAUUUAGAUUACAACUUUAUGAUGGCAAAUAAUUUUCAAAAAGUAAAAUCUUAGAAGAUUUCUUAGAAAUUUUGUUGAGAAUAAUUUGUUAUUUAUCUUGUAUAGGAUAAUAGGAUAAUAAGAUAUCGUAAUUAUACUAGUACCGUAAUUAUACUUGUUCUGUGUAAAUAGUCAAUAUAUUCAUUGUAUACAAAUAGAAAUAGUAGUAUAAUUGUAUUGGAUGUGUAUUAUCUAAUGAUACCUUUUUUCUGACACUAUUACAAAAUCAAUAGAAAAAUUAAUCGGCAAAUAACAAAUCCUUCAAAAAAAAAAAGAAAUUGAAAAUGAUCCUACUGUAUAAAAAAUAAGACUGAGAGGUAUCUUAAACAUUAGAUCAUCUAUGAUUAACAUUAUUGUAAAUAUUAUGUAUUAUAAAUGUCAAAUAAAUAUUUUUAAUUUUUAUAAUUUAAUAAAUUUUUAAUAAGAGUAUAAUAA